UGUCAGAGAGAGACAUUGAACGUGCGCGAUAGCUAGCAAUCUCCCCAUCCACCGGCUAUUAAACUACCGCGAAACAAUUUUCACUGUUCAUCCACCAGUUCUUCUUUCCCUCUUUUUCUUUUCUCUUUGUUUUCUCCGUUGAAAAUGGGUGAAUUCAGGUCCAAAUUCUUGGAGGUUUACUCAUUGUUGAAAUCCGAGCUCCUUCACGACUCUGCUUUCGAGUUCACUGACGAUUCUCGCCAAUGGGUCGACCGGAUGCUGGAUUACAAUGUGCCUGGAGGAAAGUUGAACAGAGGACUCUCCGUCAUUGAUAGCUACAAGUUACUAAAACAAGGGGAAGAGCUUAGUGAUGAUGAAGUGUUCCUUGCAUCUGCACUUGGUUGGUGCAUUGAAUGGCUUCAAGCAUAUUUUCUUGUUCUUGACGAUAUCAUGGACAAUUCCGUCACACGACGUGGUCAACCUUGCUGGUUCAGGGUUCCAAAGGUCGGUAUGGUUGCUAUAAACGAUGGCAUAAUGCUACGAAACCAUGUCUUGAGGAUCAUCAAAAAUCAUUUCAGAGAAAAGCCUUAUUACGUAGAUCUUUUGGAUUUGUUUAAUGAGGUGGAAUUUCAAACAGCCUCAGGACAGAUGAUUGAUUUGAUUACCACACUCGAAGGAGAGAAAGACCUAUCGAAGUACUCGUUACCUCUUCAUCAUCGCAUUGUUCAGUACAAAACUGGAUAUUACUCGUUCUACCUUCCGGUUGCAUGUGCGUUACUAAUGGCAGGUGAAAAUUUGGACAAUCAUAAUGAUGUUAAGAACAUUCUUAUUGAUAUGGGAAUCUAUUUCCAAGUGCAGGAUGAUUAUCUGGAUUGUUUUGGUCAUCCUGAUGUGAUAGGGAAGAUUGGAACAGAUAUUGAAGAUUUCAAGUGUUCUUGGUUGGUUGUGAAAGCACUAGAACUUGGUGAUGAGCAACAGAAGACUUUGCUGCAUGAAAACUAUGGGAAAGCAGAUGAGGAUUGUGUAGCCAAAGUGAAAGACUUAUAUAAAGCCCUCAAUCUAGAGGGUGUAUUCGCCGAAUACGAGAGCAAAAGUUACGAGAAGCUUAUAAAAGCCAUUGAAGUUCAUCCAAGUGAUGCAGUACAAGCAGUGUUGAAAUCCUUCCUUGCAAAGAUAUACAAGAGGCAGAAAUAGAGAACGAGAAGAUCGACUUCGGCCAAAAACUGUCGACCCCGUUUAUGGUACUCGGUGUUUUCCUGCUAUAUAAUUUGGUAGAUGUAUGCUGAUUAUGUUAUUUAGCAUAUGAAAAAUGAAAAAGGUCUCCGUUUGAUAACUAA
Cucurbita moschata (crookneck pumpkin) is the source of this 1316-nucleotide messenger RNA. RefSeq names its product farnesyl pyrophosphate synthase 1-like. Lineage: Eukaryota; Viridiplantae; Streptophyta; Magnoliopsida; Cucurbitales; Cucurbitaceae. Gene Ontology annotation, biological process: trans, trans-farnesyl diphosphate biosynthetic process. Gene Ontology annotation, molecular function: dimethylallyltranstransferase activity; (2E,6E)-farnesyl diphosphate synthase activity. Gene Ontology annotation, cellular component: cytoplasm. Bases 145 to 1173 code for a protein of 342 amino acids. The transcript is spliced from 12 exons. The record is from RefSeq and is a predicted model, not a curated record.